Phymastichus coffea is the source of this 729-nucleotide messenger RNA. It is a transcript of the gene Snapin, whose product is annotated as SNAPIN protein homolog. The transcript is spliced from 2 exons. The coding region runs from base 124 to 582 and encodes 152 amino acids. The record is from RefSeq and is a predicted model, not a curated record. Lineage: Eukaryota; Metazoa; Arthropoda; Insecta; Hymenoptera; Eulophidae. Gene Ontology annotation, biological process: lysosome organization; synaptic vesicle exocytosis; lysosome localization. Gene Ontology annotation, molecular function: SNARE binding. Gene Ontology annotation, cellular component: BLOC-1 complex; BORC complex; synaptic vesicle.
UUUAGAAACUAACUGGGAACCUAUGUGUGUCCGCCAGACAAUGAUGUUUUGAGGUUAGUUUUUCUCUAUAGACGCUGUAUUUUUUAAUUGUAAAAAAAAGAAAGGGGUUUUUAAAGAGAUAAAAUGGAAGUUGAUACAGCAAGUGAUAAUACUUCGUUAGAUGAUAAAACCGAAGAUUACUGUGAAAAUCCUACAAGGGAUGCUCUCACAGAAGGAAUUAUGAGUCUUUUGAAACCAACUGUAGAUCAACUUGAUGAAAGGAUUCGUGCUACUAGAAUUAGUCAGAUCGAGCUUGGUCAACAAAUCAAUUCCUUAACAGAAGAUUUAAUGAAAAUCAAUGAAUCUCUCCAGUGUCCAUUGGAAUUAGAAGGUUAUGUGACAAAGUUAAUAAAUGCUAAAAGAAAAGUAGUGGUAGUUAGUAAUAUUCUUCAGAAAACACAAGAGCGUUUGAACAAAAUUCAUCAAGCUGUUGAGAGAGAAACAAACAAGCGGAAGGCAUUAUUAGAUCGUAGUUCAUCAUAUCAGAGUACUACAAUAAAAACAGAAACAGAUGAUGUACUAGCAAGCUCAAGUGCUAUAUAAAUAUCUUAAUCAAUAGGCAAUAUACCACUGACUGAAAAAUAUAUUGUAAAUUACUAUAUUAAAUUAAGUAAUAGUUUUUGAUUUAUACUUAAUAUUAAUUUUUUUCCAUUAGGUAAUAGUUUUUGUUAUCUUAUUUUAUUUAUUAAU